Vigna angularis (adzuki bean) is the source of this 1674-nucleotide messenger RNA. Its product is annotated as inositol polyphosphate multikinase beta-like. Gene Ontology annotation, biological process: inositol phosphate biosynthetic process. The record is from RefSeq and is a predicted model, not a curated record. Gene Ontology annotation, molecular function: inositol-1,4,5-trisphosphate 3-kinase activity; inositol tetrakisphosphate kinase activity. Lineage: Eukaryota; Viridiplantae; Streptophyta; Magnoliopsida; Fabales; Fabaceae. The coding region runs from base 1 to 867 and encodes 288 amino acids. The transcript has 2 exons. Gene Ontology annotation, cellular component: cytoplasm; nucleus.
AUGCUGAAGGUGCCGGAGCACCAGGUGGCGGGUCACAUGGCAAAGAACGGCGUUCUGGGUCCGCUGGUGGACGAUUCUGGAAAGUUCUACAAGCCACUGCAGGACAACGACAGGGGCUCCGCCGAGCUCUCCUUCUACACCUCUCUCGCCGUCCCACCGUCCAUCCGCCCCUUCUUCCCAGCAUUCCACGGCACCGCCGUCGUCCCCGCCUCCGACGGCUCCGGCCCCCACACCCACCUCCUCCUCCAGGACCUCAUCGCCCCCUACACCAAACCCUCCGUCAUGGACGUCAAAAUCGGCUCCCGGACCUGGCACCUCGGUCACUCCGAAGACUACAUCGCAAAAAGCCUCAGCAAAGACAGAACCACCUCAACCAUCCCCCUCGCCUUCCGAAUCACCGGCGUCAAGGACUCCCUCUCCUCCUGGGAACCUUCCAGAACCUUCCUCCAGACUCUCUCCGCCGAGGGCGUCGCCCUGGUCCUCCGCAAAUUCGUCUCCUCCUCCAACUCUGACGAUUCCCGUUCCGACCCCGAUUGCGACUUUGCGGCGGAGGUUUUCGGCGCCGUCUUGGAGCGGUUGGUGGAGCUGAAGGCGUGGUUUGAGGUUCAGACUCUGUAUCAUUUCUAUUCAUGUUCUGUUCUGGUGGUGUAUGAGAAGGAGAAGGGGAACGCCAAGCCUCUGGUCAAACUCGUUGACUUUGCUCAUGUCGUUUCUGGGAAUGGUGUGAUUGAUCAUAACUUCUUGGGUGGCCUCUGUUCCUUCAUCAACUUCAUCAGGAACAUCCUUCAAGCUCUGCAUCAGAAUAAUUGUAAGAUUGUUAGCGGUCAGGGAGUUCAUGUUACAAUCUACACUAUUUCAGAAAUAUAAUGCAACGAUACAACUAACAAUAAAUGGGCAAAAUUCCAGAUAUUGGGGAGUCAAGAACAUCACUCCAUAUGAUUUGCAUUCCUUCAAUUGAAAGGUGGCAGCAUAGCAGGAUUACUGGGGAGGUGGUGGCGGAGGCAUAGACUGAGGGUAUGGCAUAGGCCGUCCACCCUGAUGCUGGGGUGGUGGUGGCGGACGCCAGACAGGUGGUGGCUGACUUCCCAUUACUGCUGGUGGUGGAAGAGGCCUGGGAGGAGCUUGUGGAGGUGGUGGCAUCUGCUGCAUACCAGGGUGUGGUGGCCUGAACUGCUGAAUUUGAGGUGGAGGUGGCAUAGGCUGUUGCGGAUGCCAGGUUGGUUGUCCAGGUACUGGCAUAGGCUGGAACGCAGCAGCUUGAGGGGGUGGUGGACGAAGGGCGGGAAUCGAACCAGGAGCGACCCCAUUAGCAAAGGGACGGGGAGGCACUGGUACAACCCCAUUAGCCUGAGGAACAUUGGGAAGUGUCGGAGGUCCACUGGCAAAUAAAGUAUGGGGCCUGCUCUUCUGUGCAGUUGGAUUACUUGCAGCCAAAACUCUUUCUGCACCACGGAAGAAAUAUAUUAGCAGAUAGUCAGAUACUACAAAAAGGAACAAUAGGCAUGAAUUAAUCCAUAAAAAAAUAUAGAAAUAGCAUCAAGAAAGGUCUUACCUGCCGGGGUACCAUGCCGUUCACCCUUAGUGUCUUUCUUAUAAGCAUAUGACACUGUAAUUUGACGAUUGCAAAGAUAUUGUCCAUUCAUCGCCUAUGAAAUAUACAAAUAUUCAAUAUCA